This is a messenger RNA of Poeciliopsis prolifica (blackstripe livebearer), 2918 nucleotides long. It is a transcript of the gene dact2, whose product is annotated as dishevelled-binding antagonist of beta-catenin 2. The record is from RefSeq and is a predicted model, not a curated record. Gene Ontology annotation, cellular component: cytoplasm. The transcript is spliced from 4 exons. Lineage: Eukaryota; Metazoa; Chordata; Actinopteri; Cyprinodontiformes; Poeciliidae. Bases 68 to 2566 code for a protein of 832 amino acids. Gene Ontology annotation, biological process: negative regulation of nodal signaling pathway.
UGGAGAUCGGCUGCAGCAAGGCGAGAGCUGCGGUUAUCCAGCUGAGAGCGGGUCUUUGUGAGAGAGCAUGCUGAGCAGGAAGGGCUCCUCCGCGGGCACGGUGGACCGCGGCAGGGUGCGGGAGCGGCUGCAGGCUGCGCUGGCCGGGCUGCAGGAGCUGCGGCUGCUCCGGGACCGGCACGGAGACAUGGUGAGCUGGGCCCUGCAGCUGGACCGGGAGGAGCCGGUCAGCGCGCUGUGCGCUGACCCGGUGGAGGCUGAGGAGCAGCGGCUGGAGGCGACCCUGACCGCGCUGAAGCAACAGCUGUCUCGCCUUCGGAAGCAGGAUGUUGGCCUGAAGACUCACCUGCAGCAGCUGGACCAGCAGAUCAGUGAGUUGAAGUUGGAUGUGAGCAAGGCCUCCACUGAUCAGCUGGAGAGUGACAGCAGGCCCAGCUCAGGUUUCUAUGAGCUCAGCGACGGCGGCUCUUGCUCCCGGUCCAACUCCUGCACAUCUGUUUACAGCGAGUGCCUGUCAUCCUCCCAGACCAGCCUCAUUCCCCUGAGCCCAACCGGUUGCCACGUUAGCCCCCCACCACAGGUUGAUGCUUUCCACCGCCGCUCUGUUGAUGAGAGCCCUGGCCAGCCCAACCCUCCACGGUCCACCGGCCUCCAUCUCGGCAGCAGCAGAAUCCGAGCGAGCACCAUAGGCACAGAUUAUCAGACACGGCCGAGGCCGGUGUCAACAGGAGAUCUUGAAAGAAUCAUGGCUCAAGGAUUGGGCUGCUUCAGGUCUGCAGAUGCAAAGAAACUCCCAGUGUGUCCGAAACAGAAGAUCUCCCCAGUGGAUCCCAAAUUCCAGCGUAAUCUGGAGUCCUGUGGUGGCACUGAAGUUUACCCAUACCCCAGUCCCCUGCAUGCUGUGGCUCUCCAGAGCCCAAUCUUCUUCCAGGGGGGUGAAGACAGAAAACUGGUUCUCCGAGAGGGGCAAGGAGCCUCAUCGAAUGGCUACGACUCUCUCCAGAUGGGUUACAAAAACAAGACCCUGGGCUACAUUGACAAGCUCCUCCAGCGCACCUUGAGCAAAAGCCAAAUUAAUGCAAGUGCAGAGACAGUGGAGAUACAAGACAGCAACGAGACAAAGCCAGCUGAAAAUAUAAAUGUGUCUUUUGAAGUGUCUCAAACACAUGAGUCCAGUUUAAGUCCUCCUCAAGCUAAAAACCAAAAUCUUCCAGUGAACGGUGAGCCGAUCAGGAAUCGUACUGCAUACUCCAACCAACAGCUGAAUGAUCAGAAGAGCCACGAGUCACUGAGAGGCCCAGGCAUUCAAUACAGGUAUUCCUAUCGCGCUGUCAUGAAGGAGUACAGCUCUGAUGAAGUGUCACACUCAACCCUAAAGAAGAACGACAAACCCACAACAGAAAACUCUGAUUUGCCAAGGAAUCAUUCUGAUAAAAACUGUGGCGAAUCACUUGAGACAGAGAUGAGGAAGAGUCAUUGGCAAAGACCGUUUGUUGCUCAGACAUCAAGUCCAAGCUUUGAGGUCCAGAGCGGUCAUGCAAGCUCUCCUGAGUUUGUCCAUGCCAAGUUUGUCCCUGCCUCCUCUCAGAGGGUCAAGGUUAGACAAGCGGACCGCAAAACCAAGGCUGUGAAACUCAAACGAAAAAGCUCAGACAAGCCCCGAGCGUUGAGACAGCAACACAGCUUCUCAUCCGGUGAAAGAACCAAAGAGGUCGGCUUUGGAGCCAGAGGGGAGCAAAGGAGAUCAGGAAAGGGGAAAGUCAGUGAGAAAGGUGGCGCCUGGCAAACACAUGAACACAGACAGCGGUCCAGCUCUGAGUCCAGUCUCUACGGUCCUGGAGUCAGAAUCACCCAGAAGGGCCACCCGAAACCACAGCCAGUCCCCGCUUCAUCUAAGCUCAGCAAGAACCGUAGACCACAGUCCAUGGAGUAUGAGCAUCCAGUUGAGCAACGAAGAAGGAGACAGGCAACCCCUAAAUGGCAAUCUGAUGUGGACAUUUACCAGGCACCCUUUCUUCAGCACCAGAGGUCAAAGGAGAGCAUGCAGACGGUCCGGAGUCUUAAGCCAGGUCAAUGGAUUGGACCAUCACACCCUUUCCACUUCUCCAUGUCCUCCAACUCUUUCCUCCAAAGUCUGAAUGCCAGGUAUCCUCCAGCACCCUUCAACAUGACCAGCCUCUACCCACCCAGAUGUGAGUCUGAGUACUCAGCUGAGUGUGCCUCGUUGUUCCACUCCACCAUCGCCGAAAGCAGUGAGGGAGAGAUGAGCGACAACACCACCAACCGCUUCGGAGACAGCGAGUCCAGCCAGAGCUCCCAGUCCUUCUCUGACUCCGACAGCAACCUGUCCCUGGAAGAGGAGGAAGAAGUGGAGAUAAAUGAGGCGGUGGAGGGUGGGAUGGUGUGGGCCGAGGCGGCGCUGGGGCCCACUGCAGCCGGGCAGCCCCUCCGACAGCUCCCAUCGCGCCCCGAGCCUGCGGCCUGCCGCAUCAAAGCUUCCCGAGCUCUGAAGAAGAAGAUCCGCCGAUUUCAGCCAGCCUCCCUGAAGGUCAUGACCCUGGUUUAGAUAAAAGAUGCCCUGCAGCAAGAAUGAAGACUCCUGGGAAAGCCCCUCUGUGUGGUGGGAACUACUUUAAAAAAAUAGCUUAACCAGAUCUAAUGAAGUCUCUAGGACAACACCUUUAAUCUGGACUGCAUUCAUCAAACACAAACAAGGAGAUUGUAUGAAAACAUAUAUAACACUAUAAUCACAAUUAAACUUCCUGUUAAAGGACUUAUGUUGCUACAAGUGUUCAAACACAUUUCUGUCUUUUGUAUUUUCUUUUAGCAAGUAAUUUGUUUUCUAUUCUGCUUUAAUUGUUCUUACAUAUUGCAAUUAUUGAUGUUUGACUCAUAAGAAUAAACUGAUAUUUAAUUAA